Molecule: messenger RNA, 1428 nt
Organism: Gambusia affinis (western mosquitofish)
Lineage: Eukaryota; Metazoa; Chordata; Actinopteri; Cyprinodontiformes; Poeciliidae
Gene: higd1a
Product: HIG1 hypoxia inducible domain family, member 1A
Exons: 4
Coding region: 153-434 (93 amino acids)
Biological process (GO): mitochondrial respirasome assembly
Cellular component (GO): mitochondrion
Source: RefSeq, a predicted model, not a curated record
GCGUGAUGUCAGCCCGGCGUCGGAGACAGUUACAUCAGAGCCUUGCCGGUGUGGUGUUACGACUAUUACUUCCGUAUAAACUGUGGCCGGUAGAAGCGCUCACGAAGCUCAUCUGAUAGUCUCUUUGUAAAGCUUCUCCAAAGCAACUCAAGAUGUCAUCUUACGAAGAAGGAAAUGAUUCAAAGUUAAUGCGGAAAGUGAAGGAGAAUCCCUUUGUUCCAUUGGGAUUGGCUGGAUUUAUUGGUAUUGUUGGACACCAGCUGUACAAAAUGAAAAAUCGAGGGGACACAAAAAUGUCAGUGCACUUGAUUCACAUGCGUGUAGCUGCGCAAGGUUUUGUGGUUGGAGCCAUGACAGUAGGAGUCCUGUAUUCAAUGUACAACGAGUACAUUAGGCACCCCAAAGAAGAGCAGAACACUGGAAAACACAACUGAACAGAGACUUUUAUAAUGAGUUUUUUGUGUCUUUAAUACUCACAUUUAUAGAUGUACAUUCAGAGGCUAACAGAUGACUAAAAACCAACUAAUGGUGUGCCCUUCUACAGAAAUUGUUUGCCAUUGCAAAUGUAACUGGGGUGGAUGCUUGUGAGAAUUAUGGCAACACUGGUGUAUUUUCUUCUAAUGUUUCAGUUUAGUAUACAAAAUUAAAUUUGUUGCACAUAAAUAUGACUAUUUAUGACCAGCAUAAAUUGGACUAUAGUAAUGACUACAAAUGGAAGGUCCUGGCUUUCAUAGUUAUUUAUCAUUGUCCUAUUGAAAGUCAGCUAUACUUUUAUGUUGUAAUUUGGGUUUUUGCCUAAUUAAAAGCAUUUCCAUAUUAAAUGCUUUUAAUUUGUUUUUGGGUUUUUUUUCUGUAAAAUGUUCACCUCUCCUCACAAAAGGUUUAACAGAUGUUUCCACACUGUUACAAGAAAAAAAAAAUUCAUGAUUUUUGUUAUAAGAACUUCUACUAAAAUGCUGAUUUUUAUUCAUUGAGACUCUCUGUAUUGUACUGUAAACUUUUUUUAAAAUAUACCGGCAUUCAUUUAUUUUUGCAAUGAGAUAUGAAUGAUACAAAAAAAAUUAAGCGAGUUUUAUAUAUAUAUAAACUGUGGUAUAGCUUGUUAAAUACAAUGUAACUUGUUUCAGUGGCAAACAUUAAUUAGUUCCUAAAGUAUUUCCAGGGCUGAUUAUUAUUGUAUGCAAGUAUGUACCCGGCUAUUUGUGAAAGUCGCCUUCAUUUCCUGAAAUAGUUUUGAAUCUCUGCUGUGUGUACACUUAUAUUACGUGCUGUACCUGGAACAGUUCUUAGUUUCAUAUUUUAUAUGAUAAUAUCCACAGCUAGUUGUUCAACUCACUUUUGGUAGCUACUGAAUUGAGCUACCACUGUUUCCAAAAUUGUUUCCUUUCUUCAUUCAUUAAAUAAUCUUCCUGUAACUUCAAAAAAAAU